Messenger RNA from Bursaphelenchus xylophilus (pine wood nematode), 1260 nucleotides. The record is from the annotation of a GenBank genome assembly. Lineage: Eukaryota; Metazoa; Nematoda; Chromadorea; Rhabditida; Aphelenchoididae.
AUGGCGCAGAAACUGAAAGGUAUACUUGCACCAAACCAAUGCUUCUGGGGAGCAGCGUUGGUAUAUCCAAUAUACGAUUUAGUUUCGCAAAGUAAGUUGUCCAUAUAAAAUUUAUUUGUUUAGCCACCAGAGACGAUGAUAACAGGUUCGCGAGAUUCCUGUAUCUCGACAGAAGUAAUUUCAAAUGGACCGAGAAAAAUAUAAACUUGUUUGACGAUGAAUUGAUCAGGUAUUCGGAAGAAAAAGAUGACGACUUGUCCGGGGCAAAGGUGAGGUCAAACAUGAUAUUAUUGAAUCUUUAGAUAAACGAAGUAUUUUUGAUAACAAGGUUUUUACCGAUCUAGGUUUGCAUUUCAGGUGAUAUUUGCCGUUCAUCCCGGCCUUCACGAUUAUGUUCAUGGACUUUUUUCGGCGAAAGGAGGAGCUGAGAUUGAUAUUGCAGCACGGAUAUUGGUGGACAAUGUGGAAGAGUUUAGGAGUAUUUUGCCAGAGACUGUCAAAAGGUAUGUUCAUACUUACUUUUAUUAUCUGUUGAGUUUAGGUUGACAGGGAAUUCAUUGACAUCACAGCAAUUGAAUUUGAUCUCAGAUAAAGAACUAAAUUUGUUAAUUUUGCCAGAUAACGCUAAACGAUUUAUUUUUCACAGAUGUAUAGUCAAAGCCUCAAAGUAAGUCUAUAGACUGAUUUAUUGAAAAUUUAUUAUAGAUUUAAUUUAAUUAUUAUACUUUGUGUUUCAGCUUUAUCUACAUGUUCGUUGACUCGCUGGCUAGCGUUUUUUCCUUUAUGGUUACUUAUCCCGUGUUUCUCUUUCUGACACCGAAAAUAGGGCCAAUCGCAAGUUUAGUGGUUGUUCCUUUGCUUGCCACAGGUUUUUUCUUCUUCAUUUUGAGGUCAAUGUGUAAUUAUGCGGUGGAUUCUCAUUUGGAUCAACAAGCUACUGAAUUGUAAGGCUUUAUGGUGUUUUUGGCGGUUGCAAAAUGGAGCCAAGAAGAAUUGGUCAAUUUUAAUUGGAUUUGUAUUCUUACCGAUAAACUUUACAGAGAUGAGGAGCUGUUGAAAGGAGCAUACCGAUACCUCGAGAUCUCUCAGAAAUUCUGCCUUCUGAUGAACCGAUUGGCCAAGAAAGACCGAGGGCAUCCGUUUUCAGCCGAUGGGAAUCCUACAGACACUUCCACGCCAUUUGCAUAUCGUCUUGGAGUUCUCAAAGACCGGGAAAAGGCGAACAAAGAACAAGCUAGGAAGACAAAAAAAUAUGUUUGA